Pieris brassicae (large cabbage white) is the source of this 2723-nucleotide messenger RNA. It is a transcript of the gene C1GalTA, whose product is annotated as glycoprotein-N-acetylgalactosamine 3-beta-galactosyltransferase 1-like. Gene Ontology annotation, cellular component: membrane. The record is from RefSeq and is a predicted model, not a curated record. NCBI's taxonomy places the organism in Eukaryota, Metazoa, Arthropoda, Insecta, Lepidoptera, Pieridae. Bases 180 to 1283 code for a protein of 367 amino acids. The transcript has 7 exons. Gene Ontology annotation, molecular function: N-acetylgalactosaminide beta-1,3-galactosyltransferase activity.
AAUUGUUUAUAAAUUAUAUUAAUAUCUCCCAUCAUUGUAGUUGGCGUUCAAUGGUAAAUAAAAUUCAUACAUUGCAGUUUAAGCAUUCGUUGCGUGAACACACGAGUCGCUUUUAUUUAAUUUAAAAAUAAACGAAAUAUAUUGUUUAUGUUUUCUGGGGCUCAAAUUUUUUUGAGCUUAUGUCUAUAAACGCAACUGUGCAGGCGGAGGGCCGGGUGAUGGGACGCCGGUUUGUGCUAACCCUGGUGAUCGGGAUAUCAGCCGGUUUUAGUUUUGCCUACAUACUACUAACAUCAGCUGGAUUUCCCCGAGACGUAGCCUGGUCAUCGUACAGAGAGUCAGCAAGGGAUUUGGAUCGACACCCGAUAGUGAGCGUCAUUGAACAUGGCAGUGAGGAGCCAGCCCAUAGGGAUGAAGAUCGAACGGUGGCAGAUGAACUUGCUAAGAAAGUUAGGGUGCUUUGUUGGGUAAUGACGCAGCCCAGCAAUCACGAACGGAAAGCGAGGCAUGUUAAAGCGACUUGGGGAAAACGAUGCAAUAAACUGCUCUUUAUGAGUACUUCUGAAGAUAGUUCCCUCCCAACGGUAAAACUGCCGGUUCACGAAGGGCGAGACUAUUUAUGGGCGAAGACAAAGGCCGCCUUCCGAUACGUGUACGAACAUCAUCGGAGGGAUGCUGAUUGGUUCUUGAAGGCUGAUGAUGAUACAUACGUCGUAGUUGAAAAUCUUCGUUUUAUGCUGUCAGAACAUGACAGUUCGGAUCCUAUUUAUUUCGGAUGCAGGUUCAAGCCGUUUACAUCACAGGGUUAUAUGAGUGGCGGUGCUGGGUACGUAUUAAGCAGUGCAGCAUUGGAGCGGUUUGUCAACAAGGGCCUCCCAUCACCACAUCUCUGUAAGGCCAGUGAUCAUGGUGCAGAAGAUGCUGAAAUGGGUAUAUGCCUUGAGCACAUAGGUGUGAAAGCAAUGGACUCCCGUGAUGCGUUACACCGAGGCCGGUUCUUCCCUUUUGUUCCUAAAGACCAUCUUUUUCCCAACCAUGAUAAAGGAUUUUGGUACUGGAAGUAUAUCUACUACCCCUCAGAUGAGGGUCUCGACUGCUGUUCGGACCACGCGGUAUCAUUCCAUUACGUAGAUCCUCAACAAAUGUAUGUAUUAGACUAUCUUAUAUACCAUUUACGGCCUUAUGGCAUCCGUUAUGGCGGCGCAGACAUCAUUCCUCAUAUAAAAACUGAAAGAUUUAAUUCUUCUCAAGUCUCGUCCCGGGAGAUAAACGGGACGAGGUGAACAUUCCGAUACUAGUCAUAGAUUUAAGAUGUAAACUGUUAAAUAGAAUCUCAUAGUGAUUUUGUAAGAUUAAUUUAUUAUAUAGAUGAAGAAUUUUUUUAAAGAGUAGAAAUUUUAUAAGUAGAAUAGUCUAAGAUUAAGUUUUUGGUUCUUGAAUUUCUUAGGUUGGCUCACUAGACACCGUCCACUUGACCACUAAACGGACAUAAAAUUGUUCGUUGGUUACUUGUUACUGAAUAUAAAUUCUGUGACAAUUUACCUACUCUUAAGCUGUUUUAAACUUCAUUAGUCUGUGGUUUUAUGUGUUUAUUAAAAUGUUUUGGUCCAUACAGUCGUAGCUUGUAUAUGAAAAGUUUCGUCAUUCUGUAGCAUCUUUUGUAACUUACCCAUUAUUAUUUUAUUCAUGCCUAAACAGUUUAUGCCUUAAAUAUUUUAAUUCGAAAUUUAAUUUUGAUUUUUUUAUUGUUCUGUGCUAUUACUGUAUGGAAGUAAAGUAAUAAUUGUACUCAGUCUCGUGUGCAUAUAGAUUAUUACACACCUGAAAAUGUACGUAGAUAUUAUAAAUAUAGCAUUUACUAUUUGAGAAACUGUAACAUUCUGUUGUAGAGUUAGUAUUUUGAUGAGCCUUCUGUUAAUAUGUAAUUUCCCAUAUCGUCUGAAAAAAAAUGCUGCUUCAUUAUGUUUUCAGCACUUAUAUAGUUUCCCAUCAAUCUUUUAUACGCCUUAAGGUGCUGUAAUUGAUUAAAAUCACUAUAAUGUCAAGAGUGACAUUCCACAGGCAAAAAGUUGAAAGUAUGUAUGCCUAUGUAUGUACAUAUGUAUGUAUAUAGACGAUGUUGGCCUCUGUAGGCCCACAUAAAUCUGAGUGUCAUUAUUUUACUUCUAUGAUUUGCUACUAGAAAUUAUAAGCACAACUGCUUUUAGGUUCACAUGUGCAUUAUUUAUUUAAUUAUAUUUGUCGUACAGUCUUAGCUUCCUCCUAAAUAUGGAUAAUAUAAGGCCAUAGGCGGGAAAAAUUGCCGACUUAGAAAAAUUGGUGAUUUUUAAUAUACAUGUGGUGUCUACUAAUGUGUAAGGUUGCCUUUCUUUUUUAUGUCGUUGAAUCACUUAUUCAUUAUUCGACACGACAAUUUCACAGAUUUUCUUGACAACAAGACUAUAGUAAAAAUAUAGACAUAUGUAUAUUUGUAAGUCAUUUUGGGUGUUAGAGUUGUUAAUAGAACAUAUACUUUCAAUUAAAUGUAAGUAUGUAGGUGUGUUGUUAAGGUGCACCCUUUAGUAAGAAAUAAGUUUAUACAACAGAUGAAACCAUAGACUAUUAUGUAAUAAGCAACAGAUUAAAACUAAAAAUUGCUCUUCUGGCGUUUUGAAUGUACUUUCACAUUGGUAAAAGUUAGUAGAUGUUUCUAAUAUAAUCUUAUAAGUAAUCUAUUGUAUUUA